UUUAAUGCACACUUACAUUCUAGUACACACGCUCAUGGCCGAGCGAAAGCGUGAGCGGUAGAGAGAGUGAGAGAAAGAGAGAGAGGGAGACAGAAAAACUGAUAGUAGGUUACUACGGAGGAGGAAAACGCAAAGCGCUGGGUGGAGCAGCGUCGUCGCGUGUUGCUGCGGGAACUCGUUCGGUUGAACGCGCGGUACAUUGCAGAUGCAAAUAACGUCGAGCACAGAAGGCGAACGGGGGUAAUGGUGAUCCCAAACGGGUGUGUGUGAGAGAGACAGCUCCGGUAGGGAUAUGGAGGAAUCCGAGAGCGUCCCCUCCGCACCAGAGGACGGACUCCUGGCUACCUGGCGCUGGAACAGAAACGCAAGGGAACAGGUUCAGUUGAAGCAAAAGAUCAAAGAUCUACCUGGCUUGUUGAAACACGGACUGCAUUUGAGGAAGAAAAGUCAGUCACCUGACACCAUCCCUGGACCGAGCGCUGGACUCCCCCGACAAAAGACGUGUUCCCAGAGUUUCCCGUGUGCGGGCCGAGCGCUGAGGAAUGCCUUCCUGUCCCAUGGACCCUACCCGGCCAAAGACAAGAUCCACCUGGCGCGCAUCAUCAGGAGGAGCUAUGUGGGUGUGGAGCUGGUGCAGUGGCUGCUGGAGCAGUGUGUGUUUGUGCAGUGCAGGAUGAUGGGAGCCAGGAUCUGGCAGGUGCUGCUGGAGCUGGGCAUCCUGCACUCAGUGGACCAGCGUGUGGUGUUUGAGGACUCGAACACCUACUACCAGUUCUCCUUUGAAGAGUGUGAGGCGCAGGGCUGCGAGUUCCGUAAUGAGGAAGAGUGGCAGAAUGGCGUCAGACUCCUCACGCAGCUCGUGCCCUACGUGCAGUUCCGCGUCGUCAGCCCACCCGAGGAAGAUCCUGAAGCAAUGAGGGACAUGCGCAGUGAAAUUCUUCAGAUGAAAGCCCUGGAACGACUCACAUCCACAGUCCAAAAUGAGCUGGCAGCAGCACUUGCUCGGAAGGCAAGAAAGUCAAUGUCCGAAGAGGAUUCCUCCGAGUCUGCUGAGAGCUCUCCACAGGAGACCCCCAAAAGCAGUGACGUCCAGGCCAAACAGGGGGGGGUGUGCGGUCUGCGGCCACCCGACGAGCUCUCCCGUCUGGAGAUGGUCCAGCGGCUCGCUAAGGACGGCUGCCGCUUCCUCCAGAACCACAACUACCGCCUGCCCGACCGGACUGCACCGGCUCAGGGGGAAGGUGUCGUCCGCGUGUGUCUGAAAGAGAGAGGCCAGGAUGUGCUGGUUCUCCAGAGGGUGUCGUCAGAGCGACCAUCGCCCACGACUACGGGAGGGGUGAAAGAGGAGGAUAGCGACAAGAGGUACGUGGUGGUCUCGGGGACGCCGCAGAAGAUUCUGGAACACCUGCUCAGCGACCUGCGCCUGGACGAGCAGCAGGGGGCUACGGAGAACAGAGAAGCAGAGAUGCUUCUAGAUGACUUCCUGUUGACCUACCUGGUCUUCAUGUCAACAAACGACCUGUGCCAAGCUCUGUUGGGACAUUACUGCACCAAGCGCUGCAAAGGCAAGGAGGAGGGAAAGGAGGCCCUCUACAGGAAGCGUAAGGUACUGCACCUGGUGUCGCAGUGGAGCUCGCUCUACAAGGACUUCCUGCGUGAGGAGGAGCACGUCAAGCUCUUCAUGAAGACUCUGUACCGCUAUGUGCUGGAGGAUGUCUAUGAGUUCCCCACCUUGGAGAAGGACCUGAAGGAAUUCCAGAAGCUUCUUAGGCGUCGACAUACGGUGGAUGACUACACCCCUCACCAGAAGAACAAAGCCCUCUUCCAGCAAUUGAGUCUGAAGGAAAACUGCCUCACGCUCCGCACGGGCGCCACCAGCGAGACCAAGGAAGUCCUGUGCCGUGUGUAUGUGAGCCCGGACUCGUUCGUGAGUGUGAGGACACGCUCGACCGUGGUGACGCAGGAGCUGCUGCGGGUGGUGGCCCAGAAGAUGGAGCGGCCAGAGGAGGACAUGAUGCUGGCCGCAGUCACGUACAGUGGAGAGAAGCGAGUGCUGCAGCCUCAUGACAGCAUCUACUCGGAGAGCCUGACGACUCCAGGCAGACUGAUGGCGUGCCGGCGGGACCUCAGUGAGAUCAUGCCUCCCCUGACGGAGUGUCCUGAGCUGGGCCAGCGGCCGGUGCGACUCCUGGGCAUGAACACGUGGGACGUGUCAAUGGCACUCACCAACUUCGACUGGAGCCUCUUCAACUCUAUACACGAGCAAGAGCUGAUCCACUACACUCUGAGCCGCCAGGCUAGCAGUCGCCACACGGUGGCGCUGGAGGUGCUGCUGCAGCGCUGCAACGAGGUGCAGCAGUGGGUCAUGUCCGAGGUCCUGCUGUGCCACUCACUGGCCAAGCGUGUCCAGCUGCUCAAGAAAUUCAUCAAGAUUGCUGCACACUGCAAAGCCCAGAAGAACCUCAACUCCUCCUUCGCCAUCAUCAUGGGCCUGAACACAGCUGCGGUCAGUCGCCUCAACGUCACGUGGGAGAAAGUUCCUGGCAAGUUCAAGAAGCUGUUCUCAGAGCUGGAGCUGCUGACGGACCCGUCUAUGAACCACAAGGCCUACAGAGACGCCUUCAAGAAGAUGAAGUCCCCUAAAAUCCCAUUCAUGCCCCUGCUGCUUAAAGACAUCACCUUCAUUCAUGAAGGAAACAAGACAUUUCAUGACAACCUGGUCAAUUUCGAGAAACUGCACAUGAUUGCGGACACUGUGCGUCUCAUCCGCCAUUGUCAAACAGACCAGACAGGAAAUGAGGGUACCCAGAGCUGCGGUCCAGAGGUGAAAGCCAGUAUCCACUACCUGCACAUCAUAGACAAUCAACAGACUCUGUUCGAGCUCUCGCACAGACUGGAGCCCAGAGCAUAGAAACGACACCCCCUGCUGGACAUGGUGUGUAAAUACAGCCAGCUGCACCAAGCUCACGGCUCUUGACGUUUGUGUACAAAUAGCACCCUCUUGUGUUUGAAAUGACAAGCAAAGACCCUUCUGCCAUACAGCAAACAUGAACAGCCGGUCAGUGAUGACAGCCUCAAAACAGGACAUAUGCAGGCUCACUCUGUGUGACUGACAGAAGUUAACUCACGACUGAAGUUACUGGCACUCAUGUGCCAGCGACCAGUUUUUCUUUUGCCAAUUUGAGGAGACACUCAGCAACUCUUCUCAGCUCUCAACAUGAGACAUACUCCCCUGGACCUCAGCAAGGAAAGAGACUUUGAGAAAAAUGUCAUGAAGAAGCCAAUAUUUAUAAGAUGUUUAUAAGGUGCUAUGGCACCAGUUUAGACACCGAGGACCUCACUAAUGGACCUAUUGGCAGGUAGACAGUUGACCUGUGGCUUGCCUGAUUGGCUAAUCUACAUCUACAUAAAUCUACACAGGCUACACAGACAAAAUGCCUCCCCACCUCCAGUGUUGUAACUUUCCUUUGUGAUGUAGGACUCAUCCUUAUCUAACAUUGUUUUUAUCCUUUCAUUGACCUUGGUUUGAGGAUUUCACUGGUUGGAUUGGAAGCACUGAUACAUUGGUUCAGUUAAAUGGGAUCAUGUGAUGUUCAGUUAAACGUGACAUUCCUUAUAGAACUACAGAGAUAUCAAUACAACAGCAGGCAGAGGUUGUAAUAUAGAACAUUAUUUAAUUCCUUUGUCACUACUUUCUGUCGUUGUCUUUAUUUUUGGUGGUCCACAAGUUACAUUUUGAUGUUACAUUAUGGUGUCCACCAGCUGUCAGACUGUGCAUGUGAAGCGAAGGGGAUCAUAUUGCAUCUGCCAAUUUUCAAUUUUCACUUUUGUAUAAAGACAUAUGUAUAUUUGUACACAUAUUAGUUGUUACGGAAAACCAUUGGCAGUGUUACUACACAGAUGGGUCAACCAUAUUCUUUGCCAGGAUUGUGUGUUCGGAGAAGGGAGGGUGUGUGUGUGUGUGUGUGUGUGUGUGUGUGUGUGUGUGUGUGUGUGGGGGAGGGUUGAUUUGGAUAGCACGUCUACUGUUGGUGUGUAUUUGGCUGUGGUGAGGCGCACUACUCUGCCACAUGGUUUGUUUUGGUAACGCCAUCGGGAGCUCCAGCAGCUUUCGUUGCGGUGAUCGAUGAUGUCACGUGCUAAGAAAAUGUCCUACACUCACAUUGCUAUUUGCACUUGUGUUUAUUUUACUUGUUUUGUUUUGUUUUGUUUUGUUUUUAACAGUCUGCUUUUGUAAAAUAAUGUGCAAGAAUGUAUAUAGAUUUAUAAUCGUUCUGUGGAACAUUGAAAUUGUGUUUCUUUUUGUUUGUGCCAAUGCAUUUAAGUGGGAGAACGAUGCAAUAUAAAUCAUGUAAACAGUUGUAAUGCCUUAUCCAUGCUUUUUACACCCUUAUGAUGGAUGCCAUUCAUUCACGUAUAUUUUCACAUCUGAUCCCAGAGCAUUGACCUGUGCCACUUUUGGGAGACUCGACCUUAAUGCUGACCUUAAUUUGUUUAAUUAAAACGAUAAUCUCACUCUUGUUGGAUAAGCAAGGAAAUAAAUAUUAAUUAACAAUCUGACAUAAAAUUGUCAAUACUCAGGAAAACACAUAACAGUGAUCUUUUGAAUAAGGACAUUUUUGUGACUUACUAUAAGCCAUGGUUAGUUGUAAUAUAUAUUUUGCAAAAAUUUAAAGAGACAAACAAAUUCAAAAAAUGAAAAUGUCAACCGAGCUUUGGCAACAUCAGUGAGUCCUUGGGAUUUUGUGCUUCUACUUUCUAAUCCUCUGCAUCCUGUAAUUUGUGAGGUUUCUUGUGGGUGUUUUAAUGACCCUUUGUGGACUUUGUGUACAUCUGCAAAUGUGUUGUAUCACUAAGUGAACAGGAUAAAGAAUCCUUAUUUAUAUAUCUAUUUUGUUUGUUUGUUUUAAUUUAUGUGUCAAUGCGAAGACUGGUGGAAUCGCAAACGUGUCUUCUGUUUCUGUUAUUUUGUGAAGAAACAGUUUUGUGUUGGUAUCAUGAUGGCAACAGACUGAUCUGAUCAGAUUGGAUCUGGGUGGUAUCCCAAGUACAUGGUUUUGUGACAAACCUGGCAAAGUUACCUCAAAAAGUUAAUUGGUAACCCUCCUCUAUGGCUUCAUUCUCUUAGGAAAAACAAAGGUGUAUCGCUUCUUUUAGGAGGUUUAUCACUUAAUCUGGUUCAUUUACCAGGUUUGUCACAUAUUUGGAGUAGCCCCGGGCCCUGAUCUAGAGAUUCUGGAGAACCCGGAACGGUAAUCUCACUCUUGUUGGAUAAGCAUGAACGGAUCUGGGAGUAGCCCUGUUCUUGUUCCAAUCCAGUCCAGGUCCGCUGCUACUGACGUCCUCUAUGCUGUGGAUGUUGCUGUGCCUUCUCUUUAUGUAGAGAGAGCGGGCACUGAAGAUGACGAUGAUGGUCUUGAAACGAUUGUGACAUGCUGUGUGAUGCCAUAACAGAAUGUUAUACUAAUGUUCAAUACUGUUCUGUUCAAAAAAAAAAAAAAAAUGUUGCUAAGGCAGUUUGCAUGGGGUCUAACGUCAGUGCCCACUGAAACACAGUAAGAAUGGAAACAAAAAAAUACUUUGUUGUCAGCUGAAAGUGUAAAUAUAAAUAUGUUUAAAAUAUUAUUUAUGUUUUAAAAAAGAAAAUGUUGCAAAGCAAUACAGCCAUGGUGUAUUCACUUUCCCAGUUCUUGUUAUAAAAACACACACCUGUUUUCUAAAGUAUGCAUUUUUACUAUACAGUUCCAAUGUAAAUGAGCAAAUAAACCAUUUAUGUAAUGUUA
Alosa alosa (allis shad) is the source of this 5783-nucleotide messenger RNA. RefSeq names its product Rap guanine nucleotide exchange factor (GEF) 5a (gene rapgef5a). The coding region runs from base 293 to 2911 and encodes 872 amino acids. Lineage: Eukaryota; Metazoa; Chordata; Actinopteri; Clupeiformes; Clupeidae. Gene Ontology annotation, cellular component: plasma membrane. Gene Ontology annotation, molecular function: guanyl-nucleotide exchange factor activity. The record is from RefSeq and is a predicted model, not a curated record. The transcript has 26 exons. Gene Ontology annotation, biological process: Ras protein signal transduction; positive regulation of GTPase activity.